CAGCCGCGAGGGCUCGGCGGAGCGCAGCCCCGCGCCCCCCGCCGCAGCGCCCCGCGCCAGCAUCAUGAAGCCCUGGGGAAGCCCCCAGGCUGGGGGAGGAAGUGGUUGCGACUGCCAAAGGCCAAGAAGAUGGUUAAGCGGGGAGCAUCCUCACCUAAUGGGGAGCCAGGACCUGUUGGUGCGGAGGCUGCCAUCCCUGGCAAGGAGCCGGCUUUCUAGAGCAAUCUGGCAGCAAGAGGAGAAUGGAAACCGUGGGAUGCAAUAAGAUCCUGUACCUGAGCCAGGAGAAGUGACCCAUGCAGUGAGCCCCAGGCCAGGCUUCAUCUUCAUCAGCUGGGAAGUGAGCCGGCAGAGAGCAAGAGUCCUGCUUGGGAUGGCUCUCGCCAGCGGCCGGUGCAGAAAAAGAAGACUGUGUCCUUCAGCACCAUGCCCAAUGACCGGAAGAUCAACAGUACAGCAGCCUGCAUCUCCUUCAUGCUGGAGGGCUGUGAGAUGAAAAAAGUACGCUCCAACUCCCGCAUGUACAGCCGCUUCUUUGUGCUGGACCCUGACAUGCGUUUCUUGCGCUGGGAGCCUUCCAAGAAAGACUCGGAGAAGGCCAAGAUUGAAAUCAAGUUGGUCAAGGAGGUGCGGGUGGGGAAGAAGACUCCUGUCUUGCGAAGCAAUGGACUCUCCGACCAGUUCCCUGAUGAGUGUGCUUUCUCCAUCCUCUAUGGGGACAAUUAUGAGUCCCUGGACCUGGUGGCCACCUCAGCUGAUGUAGUGAAUGCCUGGGUGAUGGGGCUGAGGUACUUGGUGUCCUAUGGGAAGCACACACUGGAGGCUCCCGAGGCUGGCCAUCCCAGCCUCCGGACCUCCUGGAUCUCCUCUGUCUUCGACCUUGCUGACCUAGAGAAGGCAGGCCGCAUCCCUGUCUCCCGGGCCGUGCAGCUCAUCAAGGCCUUGAACCCAGGCAUGAAAGCCUCCACCAUCGAGCUGAAGUUCAAGGAGCUGCAAAAGGCCAGUGAGCGGCCAGGGGAGGAGGUGGCAUGUGACCUCUUUGUGGAGGCCUACUGUGAACUGUGCACCAGGCCUGAGAUCUUCUUCCUCAUGGUCCAGUUCUCCAGCAACAAGGAGUACCUGGGCCUGAAGGACCUGAUGAUAUUUCUGGAGGUAGAGCAGGGCAUGGAGGGCGUGACAGAGGAGAUGUGUCUGGAGAUAAUUGGCAAAUAUGAGCCCUCCAAAGAAGGCCGGGAGAAGGGCUACAUGGCCAUCGAUGGCUUCACCCGCUACCUUCUCUCCUCUGACUGCUCCAUCUUUGACCCACAGCACCGUAAGGUAUGCCAGGACAUGGCACAACCCCUCUCGCACUACUACAUCAGCUCAGCCCACAGUGCCUGCCUCCUGGAGGACAACUUCUGGGGCAGCUCGGACAUCAGUGGCUAUGUCAGUGCCCUGCGCACAGGCUGCCGCAGCCUUGAGCUGGUGGUGUGGGAUGGCCCGGAUGGUGAGCCUGUGGUCUAUGCUGGUCGCUCGACUACCUCCCGUGUGCCCUUCCGCACCGUGGUGGGCGUUAUUGACCAGUAUGCCUUCGAGGCCUCGGACUACCCCCUCAUCCUCUGCCUGGCUGUGCGCUGCUCACCCCCCCAGCAGAGGCUGAUGGCCCAGUACAUGAAGAAGAGCCUAGGGGGGAAGCUCUAUCUGGACCCCCCAGACCCUGAGGAGGCUUAUCUGCCAUCCCCAGAGAGACUCAAGAGUAAGAUCCUCAUCAAGGGCAAGAAGCUGCCGCCCAACUGCCAUGACAGCGAGGGGGAUGUGACGGAUGAGGACGAGAGCCUGGAGCUAUCACGUCGCCUGGGAGAGGAUGACAAAGAGCAGCCUGAGGGGGGUGGGCUUCGCCGGCUGCGGCUGAGCCAGGAGCUGUCCGAGUUGGUCAGCUUGUGCCAGUCUGUGACUUUCCGGGAUUUUGAGGCCUCACGGCGGAGGCAGCGCUACUGGGAGGUCUGCUCCUUCAGUGAGGUUGAGGCCGGGCGCUUCGCCAAUGAGUGCCCUGAGGAGCUGGUGGGUUACAAUAAGCGGUUCCUGUCACGGGUCUAUCCCAGCGCCAUACGCAUCGAUGCCAGCAACAUGAACCCCCAGGACUUUUGGAAGUGUGGCUGCCAGAUGGUGGCCAUGAACUACCAGACACCAGGACUGAUGAUGGACCUCAACGCUGCCUGGUUCCGCCAAAACGGGGGCUGUGGCUAUGUCCUGCGCCCCUCCAUUAUGCGGGAGGAGGUGUCCUACUUCAGCGCCAAUACCAAGGACUCGCUGCCCGGUGUCCCUGCCCAGCUCCUGCACCUCAAGAUCAUCAGCGGGCAGAAUCUGCCCAAGCCCAAGGGCUCAGGCGCCAAGGGUGAGGUAGUGGAGCCCUAUGUGUGUGCGGAGAUCCAUGGCAUCCCGGCUGACUGCGCUGAGCAUCGCACCAAGACAGCUUUGCAGAGCGGGGACAAUCCCGUCUUUGACGAGAGCCUGGAGUUCCAGAUCAACCUGCCUGAGCUGGCUGUGCUGCGCUUCGUGGUGCUGGAUGAUGACUACAUUGGGGAUGAGUUCAUUGCCCAGUACACCAUCCCCUUUGAGUGCCUGCAGACUGGGUACCGCCAUGUGCCCCUGCAGGCACUGACUGGCGAGUCCCUCCCCAAUGCCACCCUCUUUGUGCACGUGGCCAUCACUGACCGCCGGGGUGGGGGCAGGGGGCACAAGCGGGGGCUCUCGGUGCGUAAGGGCCGUCGGGUACGGGAGUACACCUCCACCAAGGCCACUGGCAUCAAAGCCAUUGACGAGGUCUUCCGCACAGCCACCCAGCCCCUGCGAGAAGCCACUGACCUCCGGGAAAAUGUGCAGAAUGCGCUGGUGUCCUUCAAGGAGCUGUGUGGGCUUACACCAGCGGCCAACAUGAAGCAGUGCAUCUUGACAGUGGCCACGUGGCUUCUGCACAGCGAGGGCACCCCCACCGUCACGCUCAACCUGGAUGAGCAGUACCCAGCCAUGGAGGCCCAGGGACCAAUCCCCGAGCUGCUACGCAAAGUGCUCACCGCCUACGAGACUAUGAUCCAGACCAGCCGGACCCUGAUUGAAUCCGCUGAUGCAGUAUACAGCAAGCUCAUUCAAGCCCAGCAAGCAGGGAUGGAUUUCCACAAAGAGCUGCACCGGCUGGAGGCCAAGGAGGGGCUAAAGGGCAGGAAGCUGCAGAAGGCACUGGAGAGUUUUGCGUGGAACAUCACUGUGCUGAAGGGCCAAGCUGAUUUGCUCAAACAGGCCAAGGCAGAGGCAUUGGACAACCUGUGGCAGAUCCACAAUGCCGGACAGUCCUGUGGCAUCGGCAGGAAUGGCUCAGCCUCCCCAGAACCCAGCCGGGUCCGGACCCCACUGGAGCCCAUUCCUGAGACAGAAGGAGGCAGUGACAUGGCAUCUUGCUGACCGCGGUGUGGGGCACUGGGGCCUGGACUGAGACAGCGGCCCAGCCAGCGGUGGGAGGCCCCGUGGCUGCCCCAGUGCCUCAGACCCGGGACUGUGGGGGCACCCUUGGCCCCCUGUGUCCAGAGACUCCAGCCAGCUUGACGGCUUUUUAUCAUGAAUUUUAAAGACUUGGCAGUGGCAUUCUUGGCAGGGCUACAGCUGGCCAUUCAUGGGGUGCCCUUCAAGGAGUGUUAGCAAGGGGCUGAUAGGAUUCUGCUGGGCCCCUUGAGCAACCCAGGCACAAGGGAGGUGAUAUCUCACCAAGACCUGGCAGAUGAAUUUAUGGCUCCUACAGAGUCGGGGCAGAAUACAUGUGGGUGCAGUCCACACGGGUACCAGCAGAGUCCCCGUAUGGACAGAGGUUCUUUGGAGCUGGAAGGAGGUUCAGAGCCGAGAAGAGGUGAGAAGUGAGGAGCAGCUAGUUCCAGGAAGUCCGGAAGUCAGUCUGACCCUUUCUUCUGUGCUUCCCCUGGCCUCACCUCCUCUCCUGCCUUGCUGCUGCUU
Molecule: messenger RNA, 3981 nt
Organism: Alligator sinensis (Chinese alligator)
Lineage: Eukaryota; Metazoa; Chordata; Crocodylia; Alligatoridae
Product: inactive phospholipase C-like protein 2
Exons: 7
Coding region: 427-3438 (1003 amino acids)
Biological process (GO): lipid metabolic process; intracellular signal transduction
Molecular function (GO): phosphatidylinositol-4,5-bisphosphate phospholipase C activity
Source: RefSeq, a predicted model, not a curated record